Protopterus annectens (West African lungfish) is the source of this 6330-nucleotide messenger RNA. RefSeq names its product heterochromatin protein 1 binding protein 3 (gene HP1BP3). Gene Ontology annotation, cellular component: nucleus; chromosome; nucleosome. The transcript is spliced from 12 exons. Gene Ontology annotation, molecular function: nucleosome binding; DNA binding; structural constituent of chromatin. Bases 166 to 1857 code for a protein of 563 amino acids. Gene Ontology annotation, biological process: heterochromatin organization; nucleosome assembly. The record is from RefSeq and is a predicted model, not a curated record. NCBI's taxonomy places the organism in Eukaryota, Metazoa, Chordata, Ceratodontiformes, Protopteridae.
AAGAGUCGCCACGCGACGCGGCUCGUUUUAAAAAAAAGUGGGUGGGUGGUUUGCUGUGACGUUUUACCGCGUGCAAGCAGUAGGCGGGGUUUAAAGCAAAGCAAAGGAGGCGGACGUGUUGAGCUAGUUAAGAACUGUAAGAGAGGACCCAGGACAUUGGACACCAUGCCGAUUCGCAGGAGUGUAGCAUCAUCACAAGAGGCUCCCUCUAAAAAAGCUCCAGCACCUGCACCAGAACCGGAGAAAGCUGAUGCAGAUGUGAGCUCCGAGGAGUCUGCCUCAACUGGGGAGGAGCAAGAAAACGAAACUCCUGCUGCUGCACCUUCUGAAACUGAGAAAUCUAAAUCGAAAGAGGAGGAGGAGGGGGACGAAGAGGAGGAGGAGGCUGAAGAGAAGGAGAAAGAGAAGGAGAAGGAAAAGGAGAAAGAGAAGGAGAAAAAAGAGAAGAAAAAGAAGAAAAGCGAUACAGAAACAGCCCCCGAGGAGAAGAAAGAAGAGAAUGAUGAAUCUAAAGAAAAGGAGAAAGAAAAGAAGGUGAAAAAGACCAUCCCGUCAUGGGCUACCCUUUCUGCAAGCCAGCUGGCUCGCGUACAGAAGCAAACUCCUCUGUCAGCGUCUUCUCGUCCGAAGAUGGAUGCUAUCCUGACUGAGGCCAUCAAGGCUUGUUUACACCGUAGUGGUGCAUCUGUGGUAGCAAUUCGUAAAUACAUCAUUAACAAGUAUCCUUCUCUGGAUCUGGACCGUAGGGGUUACCUUCUGAAGCAGGCUCUGAAACGUGAGCUGACGAGAGGUGCUAUCAAACAGGUGAAGGGAAAAGGUGCAUCUGGUAGUUUUGUCAUGGCUGGAGGUGCUGGAAAACCAACUCAGAAGACCAAAGGGUCUAAAAAGAAAAAAGGUGCUGUUGUACAGGAACAGCCUGAAAAAUUGGAGGAUGCCCUUCCUUUGGUAUUCACUCGUCUUUGUGAACCGAAAGAAGCAUCGUAUGGACUCAUUAAGAAAUAUGUUGCCCAGCAUUAUCCUAAACUCUGUGUGGAUGCCAGACCACAGCUGCUGAAGAAUGCCAUACAACGAGCAGUCGAAAAGGGAUAUUUGGAACAGAUCACGGGCAAAGGAGCAACUGGAACAUUCCAGCUUAAAAAAAAGUCAGGAGAUAAGUACUUGCUGAGUGGUGGUCCCUAUGAAGAUGCCAUUCUGAGUGCGAUUACUGCCAUGAAUGAACCAAAAACCUGCUCAACUACUCUGCUUAAGAAGUACGUGCUGGACAAGUAUCCAUCCUCUAACUCCAGGCUUCAAGUACACUUUCUAAAGCGAAUUCUGAGGAAGUGUGAAAAGAACGGCUGGAUGGAGCAGAUCUCUGGGAAGGGCUUCAGCGGUACCUUCAUGCUGUGCUUCCCCUAUUACCCAAGCCCAGGUGUGCUGUUCCCAGACAAGCAGGCUGAAGAGUCUUCAGAUGAGUCUUCAGAUGAGGACACUGAGGAGGAGGAUGAAUCUGAAGAAUCUGAGGAAGAAUCCGAAUCUGAAGAGGAAGAACCUCCUAAAAAGAAAGCUAAUAAGCGGCCAAAGAGGCCAGCCCCAAAGGCUAGAGCUCGGGCAACUCCUCAGAAACGGACGGCAGUUCGAUCUAAAUCCAAACCAAGUAAAGAGCUUCCUGCUAAGAAGGAGAAAGCAAAGAGUACCCCCAAGAAAGAAGAGGUAGCCCCACCAAAACCUGCGCCACCUCCAAAGAAAUCGAAACCAGCUCCAGUUUCUGCCAAGAAAGAAAACGAGACUCCCAAGAAAGCAGCUUCUUCUGCUAAGGGGACACCAUCUCCUGCCAAGGGAAAGACCAGCACUAGGAGGUCAUCGAGAGCGAAAUAGUGAAAGAACAGAUUCAUUGUGAUUGGAGGGGCUUUUCUUUCUUUUUUUUUUUUUUUUUUUUAAGUCAACUUAAAUUUUUAGGCCUUAGGGUUCAGAAAAUCCAUCUAGUUAGAGUUCUACAGGUGAGGAUUAGAUCUGAAUAUUACUUUUUAGAUGUUUAUACAAGAUUUUUUAUACCACAAUAUGAAAAGGGCAUUUUUGUGUCCUAAUUAAAUGUAGUGUCCUGUGGCAAGACUUGGAGACCUUUUUAGUGAGUUAAAUUGUUUAGUUUUUUCUUUUACAGCCAUUUGCUGCUGACUUGGUUAUACCAGGUAACCAUUCCCUAGCUGUUAGGUAGUGUAACCAGUAUUGUUUCUGAUUGCAGUAAAUCCUGAAAAAAUGCACCCUGCUAUUUUGUUGGAAUAUUUAUUUAGAAAUGCUUCUUUGGGAGUAUACAUACCCUACUGUCUGGUCGUCAGUGUUGCCAGUUUAAUAAUUAAUCCCUGUUCUGGCAAAGCAUGAUCUCCAGUGUGUGCGUGUUGGCUUUAGACAGUGUAAGCAAGAACACCAGUGUGACAUACCGUGUUUACCAGUUGUCCUGUAUGGAGUCAGUUUUCCCACUAAAAAUCUUGUGUAUUCAAAAAAAGUCAUUACUCUCUUAAAAUGUGCUCUUUCAAAAUCAAUGUUGCCUAUGCAGGUGAUUUAUUACUGGAGAUUCCACUUGAUUUGAACCCUCUAAUUUUGGAGUAAUGUUUCUAAUUUUGGAGUAAUAUUUUGUGCUGCUGUUAGGUUUUAUCAGCCUUUUUGAGUUUAAUUGUUGGUGGAAUGCAAAUGCUUUCUUGAAGGAAUGAUCAUGUUUCAGGUUGAAGCUGUUUAGAACCUGCGUCAGCGAAGUAAAGGAUAAGUAGCUUGCUGUACUCAAAUGGUAGUUUAAAUCAAACCCCCCCCCCAUUUUACAUUUUCUCUUUAUCUUGUUGAAAAGUACACUGGGACAUAAUAUGCAUGCUAUCUGGUAACAUUAGUAAGCCCUUAAUGUUCUAUCCCAUUGUUAAUGCUGGCUGACUGCAAUCUUUCUGACUUUGCCACUGUGCAUAGAAACUUGCAGAAAGUUAAGGGUUUGAGAUGUAUUUAGUUUGCUUUCUACUUUUCCAAUUUUUUUAGAUGUUGCAGGAUAGCCAUUUUAACAAGCCAUUGAAGUUCAUGUCCCAAGUGUGUCCAGAUGAGCAAUGUCUUGCCAUGAUACCGGACUCUCUCUUUUCCAAGUCAAGUCUGGAUGAAUGCUUUAUCUCUUAAAUUUCCAGUCGCUGAUAUCAGUCUUAUUGAUGUUCCAUUUAACACAGGAAAUCCCUUGUAGUGCAUUUUCUGUUUCUGCACAGAUGGUGAUUUGCUGUUUGUGGGAUUUUCUGUUUUCUCUGUAGUGUGAUUGUGGAGUUAAUGUUUGGGGGUUGGCAGGGGUGUAGCUCCCCUUACAGUUGUGGUGCAUUAGUUUCUUGUGGUUGGAGCUUUGUCAAAAUGGAGUAACAUCUUGUGGUUCAAAAUCACCCCUUUAGCAAAACUGGUUAAGUCAAAGGCACCAGACUGAAUUUGUGGCAAGUCAUAAUGCUAAGUUUAUUGCUGUUUUCGGAAAUUGCAGCCCAUGCCAUUUUAGGAGUUUUGUGAAGGAACGCAUCUGUAAGUUGGUAGGAGCAGACAUUAAAACAUUCUGGCUCAUUGUUGGCCCCCCUGAUAUAACUGUCCUCAGUGGCCCUUUAAUUACUAAUGUGCCCCCCCCCCCCCCCCCAAAUUUACAUUGUUUCUGAUUUGCAGGAACCCUAUCUUUCAGUGCUGUACAUCACACCAUCUGGUCUUUCAACCUAGAGACAUUUUAAUCAUUCUUGUAAGCCUGCUACAUGUGGUUUGAAGAUGAGGAACUGGAGUGCAUGCUGAUGUGCCUUUUCACCUAGAUAGAAAAUAUGAAGUCCCACAUAGUGACUGCUGGACACAUUUGCUGACCGUUGUUGUUGGGGAGGAUAGGUUCUGGAUGGAGCCCCUUGGCAUCAUGCUGUCUAAAUUGAUUGAUCUGUUGGGGAUGCUGUUAACCUUCCUCAUUUAAGUUUGUCCUAUAAUCAUAAUUUAAUGUGCUGUAGUACGCAUACUUACUGAUCUACUUGGCAGCUGGUAGUGGGGAUGAGUGGAAGGUUAUUUACCAGUUAGAUUUGCGGCAUUUUUGAGUAUUGGCUAGGCAUUCGCCAAGUUUAAAAUUUCUGGAGAACAGGUCAGAGAAUUAAGGAAUCUAUUUCUGCCUUUAGCUGUAGAUGGACAGGGAAGGGUUCCCUGGUGUGAAAAAAAACCUGCUUUGUUUUAAGGCUGAAUGCAUGAUGGUGUGCUGAAAGCGGUUAAAGCUACUAAAACCGCUUGUCUUUUUUUAAUGAAUGUUUGCUGGCCCAGGAUAAUCCGAUGCGAGUUAAACUUUUUUUUUCUUAUAACAUAGUUGCAUCUUAACAUUUCACUUCCAGGUGUCAGGUCAAGUACGAUUCCUCCUUGGUUUUCUGAUAACAGUACUGGUUCAACUGCUUAGUUUUCAACAUUUUUUGUGAUCUUUUAAAUUUUUACUUAUUUAAAAAUUAAAUUUGGCAGAUUUUUUCAUAUUUGAUGCUCUGUUUAAUUCAGUUUUAGUUUAUUCAGCAGCAGACCCUCCCCCCAAUACUGUUGAAGCAGAAGUUGUACUUUGAUGCACUUCAGAGCUGCCUUAGAGGUGCUAUUGCAAUUUGCAAUGUCCUUAACUUAGCAAAUGAGUUUUUAAAAGAAAUAUAGUAAAUGAAUGGGCAAUGUAACAUUGCUUUGAGUUUCUUGUAAUUUUUUUCACCACCUGCUGUUGGGCAUAAUUCAUAUGAAUUUUGUUUUUUUUUUUUUUUAAUGCAUGGAGCAAAGGAUCACCAAAUAUGCACCACUUUAAGUCAGAUUUCUAUUUGCUUUGGUUCCUUCAUUUAGUUUAAACAGUGCAAUCUCUUAUGAAUGAAACCAAGUAAGCUAUAGUGCGGCGAAUUGUCUUUCUUCUGUAGUAUGUUUCUUGAACAGGAUAUUUCUUCCCGCCAUCAUAUUUUUCUCAUCUUUUUGAAAUAAGGCAAUUUAAUGGAAUAUAUUCUUUAGCCGUGAACUUUGUCAUUGACCACCUGCGCUACCUAAAAAGCACUUAAUUACCUCCUGGUUGUAGUGUUUUCAAGUGAACCCAUUGCCAGACAUAAAAAUUAAGUUGACUUAAAUGCAGUACUAAAGUUGUAAAAGUAAGAGGCUAUUAAAACUGAUUUGAAGUGUCACUGUAAAUUAAAAUUGGUUGUUAAGCAGAUAACGUGAUCGUAGUUAUCGAAUGGACAUUGUUUGGAAAUCUGUCCUAAAGUUGACAAAGUGGAGAGCUGUUCUUGUACUUUGUGAGCCUAGAGUUAAACAGCAUAUUCUCCAGUUUGCUUGUGACACUUGGUUUGUCUGGGUAUGGUUAGAAGGGAUGCAUACUGUACAGGGCAAAAUGAAGUUUUUAAAAUAGGUUCUUUUUUUUGUAUAUGGUCUAUACAUGUCCAUAGACUUUUCCAGCCAGUAUACCUUAACACAUACAGAAUAUGCAGUAAAGUCACUACAGGCACAGCUGAUGCUAAGGCUGUCCUAAGUGUAGCUCCUGUGGGAGUCAACACCGCUGCAUGUCGCAGAGAGCUUGGAUGGGGUGUGCUGGUGGGCAGUGAGGCAACCAUGGUGGUUUGAAAGUGCCGCAGCAUUGAGUUGUAAAUGUACACACUGUGACCAACCAGGUUUUACCAGUUAGCGUUUGGUUACUCUAUUCCAUUGACCAUGUUUUAGUGGUGGAACCUGAUGUAAAAAGGCCUUAAGCUGCUGUGUGCUUCGGGAGCCACAGAGAAAACACAUGUGCACUGUUGCUAAUGUCCUCCAGUUUUUGUCUGGCUGGCACUUUAUACCAGCAUCCCUGCUCACCAAGUAACAUUUAUUAAAAAGGUUAAUGUUUUCAUUGAGCUGUACUGGCUGAGAAAAAGCUUUGUGUUAACCCCACAUAUUUGAUACAUUUCUGCAUCUGUUACAACAGAGUGCUUGUUUCAUUUUAUUUAUGCGGUUAGGCUAAAAAAAAAAAACACAUUAGCCUGGAGUGAAAAACUGUAGAUACCUAAAGGAUUGUUUUGGUUACUUGUUGACAAAAGUCUAAGAUGUUUUGUAUCUUUCUGUAUAAUAGUGUGUUUUGAUUUUUUUGUAUUUUUACCAGCUUGGAGAAAAAGUUUGUUUCCCAAAUGGAAAAAAAACAGUGGAGAAUGAUUGUAAUCUUUGUUUUAUUUUAAAAUGUGCACCUGUUUGCUAGAGUAGAAAUGCUUUUAAAGAUAGGCGUAUUCCUUUUUUAAAGGAGAAGCAGUCUGACAUUUAAUGUCUGUUCUGAAAGAAAAUCAAAUGCUUGUUUUCUUUUGUUUGAAAGAUCUGUGACCUUAAAUGUGCUAAUAAAAGGCUUGAUUGCUAACCAAA